Messenger RNA from Rana temporaria (common frog), 1512 nucleotides. RefSeq names its product pulmonary surfactant-associated protein A2-like. The transcript is spliced from 10 exons. The coding region runs from base 12 to 1250 and encodes 412 amino acids. Lineage: Eukaryota; Metazoa; Chordata; Amphibia; Anura; Ranidae. The record is from RefSeq and is a predicted model, not a curated record.
AGCAGACUUCCAUGAUGGAAUUCCUUCACAGAUCUCUAGUGCUCAUAGCAUUGGUAUGUUUGGUGGCAUGUCUUCCACAAGCACCAGCCAACUGUCUUCUAAAUGUUCCAAGCAAAGAUAAACUAGAUGGGAUUCCUAAAGUAAAUACUGAUGAAGUGAAGGCAGACCCGGCAGUACCUGAGAUAAAAGAUGUUCCAGGCAAAGAAAAUCUAAAUGGGAUUCCUAAAGUAAAUACUGUAGAAGUGAAGACAGACCUGGGAGUACCUGCAAUAAAAGAUGUUCCAGGCAAAGAAAAUCUAGAUGGGAUUCCUAAAGUAAAUACUGUAGAAGUAAAGACAGACCUGGGAGUACCUGCAAUAAAAGAUGUUCCAGGCAAAGAAAAUCUAGAUGGGAUCCCUAAAGUAAACACUGAAGAAGUGAAGAGAGACCUGGGAAUUCCUGGGAUAAAAGGCAAAGAAAAUCUAGAUGGGAUCCCUAAAGUAAAUACUGAAGAAGUGAAGAGAGACCUGGGAAUUCCUGGGAUAAAAGGCAAAAAAAAUCUAGAUGGGAUUCCUAAAGUAAAUACUGUAGAAGUGAAGACAGACCUGGGAGUACCUGCAAUAAAAGAUGUUCCAGGCAAAGAAAAUCUAGAUGGGAUCCCUAAAGUAAAUACUGAAGAAGUGAAGAGAGACCUGGGAAUUCCUGGGAUAAAAGGUAUCCUGAGAACUAUUGGUAUUGGUGGUGGACCAUCGCUACCUAAGGCAGGCAAAAAUGUCCAAGGAUUAGUUGAAAAGAAGUCACUUUUGCCUAGCUUGAAAAAAACAGGUGCUCCUGCCAUACCUUGUACUUCAACAUUGGUAGAGCUUUGUCAACGGGUCAACAAAAUGGAAUCAGCACUCAAGCUGCUAGAAUUUAUCCAAGUGGUAGGAGAUAAAAUGAUAGUGAGCAGUGGAAAGAUUGAGGAAAUAGAAAAGUCCCGUGCUGCAUGCCAAAAAAUCGGUGGCCGUAUGGCUAUUCCCAAGAAUGAAGCAGAGAACAAUGGCCUCUCAUUCUUUACAAAGAAGCAUAAUCAAUAUGCAUACGUGGGUUUGAAAGAAGGACCAAAACCUGGUGUCUUUCUGGAUCCCAAAGGAAUUCCUGCACUUUACACCUCCUGGAGCAAGAAAGAACCCAGCGGCCAAGGGCAAGAAAACUGUGUGGAAAUGUACACUGAUGGCAAAUGGAAUGAUAAGGGCUGUAACCAAAGACGCCUCACAGUUUGUGAAUUGUAAAUCAUAUGAAGACAAUUGUGGUCUUUCUUUGUUUUUUUAAAGUGACUGCUAAUUAAGUAUCACCUUCAAAUAUUGCAUAUGAAUUAUAACGUAUUGUUUGCUUAAUAUAAAAAAAAUAUUUACAUAUGAGUAUAUGUUAAUUUAACUUAUAAUGUUUUAUCACAAGAUUAAUGAUUAUUAUAUACUUUACAAUAAUCAUAUUCACAAACUGUAACUGAGCUUGUUCUGUGACUAUGAAAUAAAACUAAAAGCAUAUCAUGUU